Molecule: messenger RNA, 333 nt
Organism: Coniophora puteana RWD-64-598 SS2
Lineage: Eukaryota; Fungi; Basidiomycota; Agaricomycetes; Boletales; Coniophoraceae
Product: hydrophobin
Exons: 3
Coding region: 1-333 (110 amino acids)
Cellular component (GO): fungal-type cell wall
Molecular function (GO): structural constituent of cell wall
Source: RefSeq, a predicted model, not a curated record
AUGUUCUCCACCAUCGUUGCUCUCCUCCCCUUUGCCCUUGCGGCCGCUGCUCUCCCCCAAGACGGCGGACACAACGGUCAGUGCACCACCGGCACGCUGUCCUGCUGCGACAACGUCCAGGACACGACAAACGCCGCCGAUCCUCUCGGCCAGCUUGGCCUUGGGCACCUCCUCGACGGUAUCACUGGUCAAGUCGGCUUGCAGUGCACCCCUAUCACCGGUAUUGGUCUUGGUCAGAGCGCGAACUGCAAGCAGCAGCCCGUCUGCUGCGACCACAAUAACUUCAAUGGCUUGCUCAACCUCGGAUGCAGCCCGAUCAACAUCAACCUCUGA